GCAUCCCACGUCGCCAGCCGUGGCACAAGCAUUUGCAUGACCCAUACCGAUCCUUUGAGCAAGUCAGCAUGGCGAACGAAAAAGCUGCCGCAAACAGUGAUACUGUCGAACAUCUCGAAAGCAGCUCAGACUUCGAGAACACCAAAGAUGCAGCCCAAGCAGCUGCCGCCGAGCACCAGUUGACCCUACGCGAAGCCCUCGUCAAACACCGCAAGGCUGCUAUAUGGUCUGCUAUAAUUUCCUUGACCGUCAUUAUGGAAGGCUACGACGUCGGGCUCAUAUAUCAGUUCUUCGCGUACCCAGCCUUCCAGAAGCAGUUUGGUACAUACUACGAGGGCAUUGGCUACCAAGUCUCUGGACCAUGGCAAGCUGGACUCUCGAAUGGCGCGAAUGCAGGAAUAAUCAUCGGUGGGUUUGCGAAUGGUUAUCUGAGCCAAAAGUUUGGGUAUAAGAAAGUCAUGCUUGUGGCCCUUUUCAUACUGAAUUGGUUCAUUUUCAUCUUCUUCUUCGCAAAGAGCCCGGCUGUACUGGUUACUGCGCAAGUGUUGGCAGGCUUGAUGUGGGGAGUCUUUGCCACGUCUGGGCCUGCCUAUGCGAGUGAAGUCUGUCCCAUGGUUCUGCGAGGAUACUUGACAAACUAUAUCAAUCUUUGUUGGUGUAUCGGCCAGCUCAUUGCCGCCGGUGUUCUCUAUGGGGCACUGCAGAUGGACAGUGAGUGGUCGUAUAGAGUAGCAUACGGUGUACAAUGGGCAUGGCCGCUACCACUAUUCUGCAUCAUCCUCUUCGCCCCAGAAUCGCCCUGGUGGUUGGUCAAGAACAAGCAUUUCACCAAGGCGAAGAAAGCAUUGCGGCAACUUGGAGAAGGAACGGAAGACGAAAACAAAAGGACGAUUGCGCAAAUCAUACACACGCUCCAGAUCGAAGACGAAGUAUCCUCGGGCUCGAACUACAUCGAUUGCUUCAAGGGCAGUGAUCGACGCCGUACAGAAAUUGUCUGCAUGACGUUUGCCGGCCAAGUUUUGUCGGGAUCGGCUUUUGCAUAUGGUCCAACAUACUUCUUCGAGCAAGCCGGAAUAUCCACACAGAAUAAUUACAAGAUUGCCGUCGGUGGCACUUCACUUGCAUUCAUCUGCAACGUCACCUCAUGGUUCCUUUUGGGUCGGUUUGGUCGCCGGACUCUUUAUACUACAGGACUGGUCUGUUGCUCCACCUAUCUCUUCAUCAUUGGAAUCCUCGGUGUUGUGGAUAGUCCAGGGUCACAAUGGGGUCAGGUCGCUCUCUGCUUACUAUGGCUGGGAACCUAUACCAUGACUGUUGGGCCAAUCUGCUUCAUAAUCAUUAGCGAAACCUCUUCCAUCAGAUUGCGAGCCAAAUCAAUCUGUUUGUCGAGAAAUGCUUACAAUAUAACACAGAUCGUUGCCAAUGUUAUACAUCCAUACAUGAUCAAUCCAACCGAAGGCAACUGGAAAGGCAAAGCAGGAUUCUUUUGGUGUGGUACUGCAGCGUUAACAGCGCUAUGGGCGUACUUCAGACUACCCGAGCUUCGAGGACGGAGCUACGAAGAAGCCGAUGUAAUGUUUCACAGGAAGGUGAGCGCGAGGGAGUUUGCAUCGUACAAGAUCAACGUAUACGAAGACGAGCUAGAGCAAGAGGCAAACCAUACCACCAAGGUGGAGUGAUAUUAUGCGUCAACAUAAAACAUUACAAGUGUGGUAUCUAAUUGAUUCGUCCUCGUGGUGGUAUCAACACUGGCUGCCAAUAAUCGCUCGUGUCAUUUCUGCGUCCUCGGAAUACAAAGGCUACAAAGCCAAUGCAGCCAUUGCAGCAGCGACGCCGGCUACCAUUCCACCCUGCACGAAGGUC
Molecule: messenger RNA, 1863 nt
Organism: Pseudovirgaria hyperparasitica
Lineage: Eukaryota; Fungi; Ascomycota; Dothideomycetes; Acrospermales; Acrospermaceae
Product: sugar transporter
Exons: 2
Coding region: 69-1679 (536 amino acids)
Biological process (GO): carbohydrate transport; transmembrane transport
Cellular component (GO): membrane
Molecular function (GO): carbohydrate:proton symporter activity
Source: RefSeq, a predicted model, not a curated record